AUGGCACCGGGAUUGCGCGAGCUUCAUCGUAUGGAGCGGUUCUAUACGAACACGUUGGCCAAUGCGAAGCAAUUUAUGACUGAUUAUGACAGUGAGCAGCACAGCGGACAACUAGAGGGAUGGAAACAGCGAGUUGAUGGACUUUUCCAGAAAUUCGAAGCAAAUCGUCUAGCUAUCGAACUGUUAGAAGAAGAUCACGAUGACGAAGAGAUGGGUGAGGAUGUAAAAGGGGUUGAUGAUGACGCGAAGAGCGUCGCCGACGAGAAGCACCGUGUUAUCCAUCAGCGGUUCGAGCUCGAUUACGUUUUGGUUUCCAGUUUCAUUGCUAACGAGAUUCGGAAACUCGCGCUUGCUACCCCUUCUAACCCGCCUCCUCAAGUUGCUGGACAAUCGCGCGUCAAGUUACCCGAAGUUAAACUCCCUACGUUUGAUGGCACUAUUUCGGAGUGGAUCACUUUUCGCGAUUCAUUCAAAUCCCUCAUCGAUUCUAACCAACAGCUCACGCCGUUUGACAAGUUCUCGUAUCUCGUAGCCUCUCUAACUAAAGACGCAAAAAAGGUCGUUGAAUCGAUCGAACUUUCGGCUGCCAACUACCCGGUCGCUUGGCAGCUGUUGGAGAAGAGGUUUGAGAAUAAGAAACUGAUUCUCAAAACUUAUCUCGAUGCCCUUUUCUCUAUCGACCCCAUGAAAAAGGAAAGCUACGAGUCUCUGAUGCGGUUGGUCGACGAUUUUGAGCGGAAUUUGAGCAUGAUCGACAAGAUGGGAGUUCCAACGGGCGGUUGGAGUGUCCUCCUGGCUCACAUGCUCUGCAGCCGUCUCGAUCCUUCUACGCUGAAGCAAUGGGAGUCACACUACCGGUCAACGGACGUUCCAGAGUACAAAGACAUCAUUACCUUUCUUCAAGAUCAUUUGUCAGUUUUGCAGUCGCUACCACCGUCCAAGUCACAUUUAUUGGAGUCCAACAAAGCAGAGCAACAGCGUCCAUCGAAGUCGAAGAUCAACACCGUUCACGCCGUGACCAGUCCAGCGACCAGCUCUUGUCCAUUUUGCUCGAAAUCUUCGCACUCCCCAUUCAAAUGCGAGUUUUUCCAAGGUUUGGCCGUUUCUCAACGAUUUGACCUCGUGAAGAAGAAAAACCUCUGCCUCAAUUGCUUCUCUUCUUCGCACAUGCUUCGCAGUUGUUCGUCUAGCAGUUGCAGAGUCUGCAACCAGAAGCACCAUACUAUGCUCCACCAAUCGCCCAAUGAUCGCUCCACAACUCCAAACAAGUCAACUACUCCUCCCGUGUCUCGCUCAAGUCUGGUUCCACCGGAAAAUCCACCCGCCUCGCCGAAUCAGUCUUCCUCGCAAUCGCAGCCAACGUCGUCGUCCUCGUUAGAAAACCAAAAGCCAUCGUCCUCUGGUACCAGUCUCGUGUCCACCACCGUCGACGACGCCCCAAGAAGCGCUCCUGCCACCGUGCUGCUGCAAACAGCAAUCGUCAAGGUGUUUUCAACGAAUGGCCACAUUCAGUGGGCCAGAGCCUUGUUGGAUCCAGCGUCGCAGUUGAAUCUCAUCACCGAGAGUCUCGUUCAAAGGCUGAAGUUACACCGCUAUCAGUGUAACCAGGAAAUUGGUGGCGUAGGCAACUCCGCAAUCGUGUCAUCUCAUGCCGUUCUCGUUCAGAUUGGAUCUCACUGCACGGACUUUUCCGUUGAACAACGUUGUCAUAUCCUGAAGAAAAUUACCAGAGACCUUCCCAGUAGGUCGCUUGAUGCUUCAGCCUGGACACUACCAUCGAACAUAAUCCUAGCAGAUCCUAAGUUCCAUGAGCCAGGUCCCAUUGAUCUACUACUUGGUAUGGAAUUGUACUACGAUUUGCUACUGGAAGGAUUCACCAAGUUGGGUCCUGAGAAGCCGAUUCUUCAGAACACUGUUUUUGGUUGGGUUGCCUCGGGAAAGAUCGGUGUCAAUCUACCUGAUCGAACGCCAAAGGUUUCCCAUGUAUGCACUAAACAACCACUCGAUGAGUUAAUCUCACGUUUUUGGGAAAUCGAGUCCUGCUGGUCUCCUAGUACGCAGUCUAUCGAGGAAGCUGCUUGUGAAGACCAUUUCGCUGCUCACACUUUUCGAGAUGACUCGGGUCGGUUUGUGGUGACGCUUCCAAAGCAUCCGUCCAUUCUAGCCCAACUCGGCAGCUCAAAAGAGAUUGCCACCAAAAGAUUUCUCGCUCUCGAACGUCGCCUCGACGACAAUCCCAAACUAAAGGAGGCCUACACUGCCUUCAUAGAAGAAUACCACCAGCUAGGCCACAUGAGGGAAGUAGACUGCUCUGGAACUAUUUCGCCUGCAGCCCUGUCGUACUACUUACCUCACCACGGAGUCGAGAAAGCUGACAGCACAACCACAAAACUGCGGGUCGUUUUUGACGCCUCAUGUCGGACCGACAGCGGGGUCUCCUUGAAUCAGGCGCUGACGGUGGGUGCUGUGGUUCAGGACGACCUCUUCGCCAUACAUCUUCGGUUUCGCAUGCACAGGAUCGCCAUUAUUGCAGACAUCGAAAAGAUGUAUCGUCAGAUACGCAUCCAUCCGUCGGACUAUCCACUACAGCGCAUACUGUGGCGUAGUUCAUCAUCUGGACCGUUGCGCACUUUUGAGCUAGCGACGGUGACUUACGGUACAGCAUCUGCUCCCUUUUUGGCCACCAGAUGCCUAAAAGAGCUGUCCAUACAAGGUGCUGACAAUUAUCCACUCGCAUCGCUAGUUUUGGGCAAGGAUUUUUACGUGGACGACAUGCUAACCGGAGUCGACAACGAAGAAGAUGGAGCAGAACUUAGCAGUCAACUCCAGGAAUUACUACAGUCAGCUGGUUUUAGUCUACGAAAGUGGGCGUCCAACUCCCCAGCUGUCCUAUCGAACAUUCCGACCGAAAACCGUGACGAACGGUCGGUGUUUUCUUUAGAUUCGCUCUCGUCUCCGAUUAAGACCCUCGGAAUUCAGUGGAACCCUUCCACCGACACGUACAGCUACGCUGUUCCAGAAUGGUCCAAAGAAGCUGUCAUUACUCGUCGCGUCGUUGCAUCCGACACUGCCAAACUAUUCCUGCCUCUCGGACUGCUAGGUCCCGUCGUUGUACUUGCCAAGAUAUUCAUUCAAUCUCUGUGGCAGACUACCGUGUCCUGGGACGAGCCUCUGACUCUAGAGCAACAGCAAUAUUGGUCCGAGUUUCGUGACAGCUUAGAGGACAUCACAUCGAUUUCCAUUCCUCGAUGGGCAGCAUUUGCUCAUAAUCCUGUUGUGGUAGAGUUGCAUGGGUUCUGCGAUGCUUCAGAGAAGGCAUACGGGGCCUGCCUCUACAUUCGAACGGUGUCAAGUGAUGGCACCAUUUCCGCCAGACUACUCGCCGCCAAAUCGAAGGUGUCGCCUACAGGAAAAUCGAAAAAGCAGACCACGCUUACCCUACCCAGAUUGGAACUUUCAUCAGCAUUACUCCUGGCUCACCUGUACCACAAGGUCACCGAAAGUGUCGAAUUGAAAACGAAGUCGUUCUUCUGGACGGAUUCCAUGAUUGCUCUCUGUCAGAUUCGUUCGCCACCAGCUCGUUGGAAAACCUUUGUAGCGAAUCGCGUUUCUGAGAUCCAACGCCUGACGGUCGGCGGAACUUGGGCUCAUGUACCCGGUGCUGAAAACCCCGCGGACAUUAUCUCGCGUGGUAUGAGCCCCGCGCAAUUGAAAGAUACGCCAGCCUGGUGGAACGGAUGCCAGUGGCUAAGCCAACCGUCUCGUUUCUGGCCUCCCAUCAACCGUCCUGUCCCCGAGGAUCUACCUUCUACCGAGCUCGAGGAACGCUCGGUCUCAUUGCCAGUGCAAGCCACACAAUCCAGCGAAAUCUUCGAGUGUCGUUCAUCGUUCUCCAGUCUAGUUCGGGUAGUUGCCUUUCUACAGCGAUUCCGACACAAUGCUUCGCCUCGAAAUCGAACUGCUCGAAAGGUCGGGCCUCUCAGCACCUUGGAGCUGACCAAUGCUACCAAAACGCUCGUAAAGCUAGCUCAACACGAAGCCUUUGGAUCAGACAUUCUCGCAAUUACAUCGAAAGGACAAGUGAGCUCCCAUUCUGCCUUGAAAAACCUCGCUCCCAUCCUAGUUGAUGGGAUUCUUCGUGUUGGUGGUCGUUUACGUCACGCAGCUGUUUCCGAGGACAGGAAACAUCCCAUGAUUCUGCCAGCUCGUCAUACACUCACAGAACGCAUUCUGGUUCACUACCACCUGAAAAAUCUUCACGCCGGACCACAACUACUGGUUGCCUGCGCACGGGAGAAAUACUGGCCUCUUCGAAUCAGGAACUUGGCUCGGAAGGUUGUACACUCCUGCGUGAAUUGCUUCCGCUGCAAACCCACCAAUCUCGAACAGCUAAUGGGGGACUUGCCUCCUGAGAGAGUGACACCAACUCUACCGUUUUUGAAUACUGGUGUAGAUCUGUGUGGGCCCUUCCAGUUUCGGAAGCUGCCUAGAGCCCCUCCUGUGAAAUGCUACGUGGCUAUUUUCGUUUGCCUUGUCACAAAGGCUGCUCACGUAGAACUUGUGUACGACCUCAGUACAGCCGCAUUUCUGGCGGCGUUGCAACGUUUCGUCGCUCGCAGAGGGCGACCAAGGCUUAUCCAGUGCGACAACGCCACAAAUUUCAAGGGAGCAGCAAAGGAACUCGCACAGCUACGCAAGCAGUUCUAUGAUCAGCAACAUCAGGCAGAAGUAAUCAGCACGUGCGCAGAUGAUGGCACCGAAUUCAGGUUCAUUCCGCCCCGCAGUCCCAAUUUCGGGGGAUUGUGGGAGGCGGCGGUGAAAUCGUUUAAGAAGCAUCUCCGGGCCACUAUUGGAAAUUCGGUGCUUUCUCAGGACGAGUUUGUAACCCUACUAGCUCGCAUCGAGGCUUGCCUGAAUUCCAGGCCAUUGACUGCGCUCUCGGCCGACCCUAAUGACCUGGAGGUCUUGACUCCGGGACAUUUUCUCGUUCAUCGGCCGCUCACCGCGUUUCCUGAGCCCAACCUGUCCGAAGUACCGAGGAACCGCCUCGAUCGGUGGCAGACAAAUCAGGAACUACUCCGACGCGUUUGGAAGCGUUGGACCAUCGACUAUCUGUCAGGCCUCCAUCCACGUACUAAGUGGACUCAACAGCGCAACAACAUUGAGAUCGGCACUUUGGUGUUGGUCAAGGAAGACAACCUCCCACCCUUGAAAUGGAGGUACGGCCGUAUCAUCCGAGUCUGCCGCGGCACGGACAACAACAUCCGUGUAGUCGUCGUGCGGACUGCCGAUGGCGAGUAUACAAGAUCAAUAUCGAAGAUAUGCGUUCUACCUGUACGCCAGCCUGCAUUGAACGAUGCCGGCUCAAUCAACUCAAACUCAGAGGACUGA
This is a messenger RNA of Aedes albopictus (Asian tiger mosquito), 5391 nucleotides long. RefSeq lists its product as uncharacterized. Lineage: Eukaryota; Metazoa; Arthropoda; Insecta; Diptera; Culicidae. The record is from RefSeq and is a predicted model, not a curated record. Gene Ontology annotation, biological process: DNA integration. The coding region runs from base 1 to 5391 and encodes 1796 amino acids. The transcript has a single exon. Gene Ontology annotation, molecular function: nucleic acid binding.